Messenger RNA from Hemibagrus wyckioides, 6658 nucleotides. It is a transcript of the gene znfx1, whose product is annotated as zinc finger, NFX1-type containing 1. Gene Ontology annotation, biological process: regulatory ncRNA-mediated heterochromatin formation. Bases 273 to 6320 code for a protein of 2015 amino acids. The transcript has 15 exons. Gene Ontology annotation, cellular component: nucleus; nuclear RNA-directed RNA polymerase complex. NCBI's taxonomy places the organism in Eukaryota, Metazoa, Chordata, Actinopteri, Siluriformes, Bagridae. The record is from RefSeq and is a predicted model, not a curated record. Gene Ontology annotation, molecular function: zinc ion binding; helicase activity.
CGAUUCAUUCUUAUGAGCCUCUAAUGUCGCUGAAAGGACCUUAAGUGGAAGCAGUACAUUUUUUUAAUACUUAAAAAUAUCUCUUAAACAGCGACCCUGUUUCGAUUAGUGUUUUGUCUCUCCUGGCGGUUUCGGUUAUGAUGAAUCGAGCACGAAAGCGAAACUUAAAGCCGGUAUUUAAAGGAGCUCUAAGCAGAGCUCUGUCAGUACUGAACACGAAGCCACAGGACGGAAGACAGUCGCACAUAACAACUUGACAGCACUGAUGAACCAUGGAUAUUUGGCCAAAAGAACAGCAAAGUCAAGAUCAAGAGAGAGCUGGUGGAGGUGGUAGAGGUAGAGGUAGAAGUAGAGAUGGCAGAAGAGGAGGUGCAGGAGGACGAGAAGGUGGAGAAGACAGAAGAGGAGGUGCAGGAGGACGACAAGGUGGAGAAGACAGAAGAGGAGGUGCAGGAGGUCGGCCAGGUGGAGAAGACAGAAGAGGAGGUGGAGGAGGUCGGCCAGGUGGAGAAGACAGAAGAGAAGGUGGAGGACGUCGGCCAGGUGGAGAAGACAGAAGAGGAGGUGGAGGAGGUCGGCCAGGUGGAGAAGACAGAAGGGGAGGUGCAGGAGGUCGACCAGGUGGAGAAGGCAGAAGGGGAGGUGCAGGAGGUUGGCCAGGUGGGGAAGGCAGAAGGGGAGGUGCAGGAGGUCGAGCAGGUGGAGAAGACAGAAGAGGCAGUGCAGGGGGAGGUCCAGGUUUACGUGACAGAGGAGGAGGAGGAGCAGUUGGAGGUGACAGAAGAGGAGGUGCAAGGGCAAGAUCAGCUGGAGGUGACAGAAGUGGAGGUGGCAGACAAGGGAAUGAGAGAGGUAGAGGUGAGAGGAAAGGAGACAUCAGGGAGAGCCAUUGGCUAUAUGCAUCAAGGGACAGAGCUGGAGCAGAAGGUGCUCAACGAGGAGAAAGAGGUGGAGGGCAUGGACAGAGAGGAAGAGGAGGCCAUUUGAGAGGGACGAGUAGAGAUGGUAGCCCUGAAGUACGUAAACUUGGGUACAAAGCACUGGAGGAGCUACUGGAGAAAGAUGCAUCUGUGGUGGCCAUUACUCUCUCAUCCAAUUUGGGUCUGCAGGCUUUGGUGAGAGACACAACCAUGCGUCAGGACCUUGUACAGCUGCUCUGCCAGGUUAUCUGUAAAGCUUUUCAGUCCAAGAAUGACCGUAGAAUAGUGCUACAUUUAGCUCAGGUGGUAAAGGAUUCUAGCUUCUUCCAAACUGUGCUUCCUCGCUAUGUUACUGGAAUGAUGACUGAUCAUGUCCCUGCUCGGAGACAGCAGUAUCCUCAGCACCUGGACAACAUUAUCAACCUCUUGUCUGGUGUGCUCAGCAUGUUUCCGUCCAGCUCCAUUUGUACCAUCUCAAUAUUGGUGGCUCUUGUGAAACCAGUGGUCAACCAGCUGCGAGCUUCGGGUGUAGACAUUCGACACACAAUUGAUGAAGAUCUGGAUAAGAUCCAAGGCAUGGUGGAACACCUCCAAGAGAAAGCAAGAGACGGGACCUUGAGAUCAGACAACUACACAGUUCUUAUUGGCAAUGAUGAUACUCCAGAAGGGGAAGAUGACUUCAGGAACAUGACCAUCUACCCAACUCCUGAAGAAUUCCACCAGGACAAGAAACCUUUUCUGCGGGCUAACAUUAUGUCACAAAGUUACCCGAGUGUCCAUAUCUACCUGGAUACACAUUUUAGGCUUCUGAGAGAGGACUUUGUGAGACCAUUACGUGAAGGUAUAAGGGAGUUACUGCAAAGCCAUCAUGAUGAGCGGCUGAGUGGCGUGCCAGUAAGGAAGAAAAGCUUCGAUGAUAUCAGGGUCUACUUUGACACCCGAUUGGUCAUGCCUCUCUGCACUCCCACAGGCACCGCCUACAAAGUACAAUUUGACACACAGCCCCUUAAGUUUGUUCGCUGGGAAAAUUCCAAGCGGUUGCUGUAUGGGUCCCUGGUCUGCUUGUCUAUGGACCAUUUUGAAACUUUCCUAUUUGCUACCGUAGCUGAUCGUGACCCCAAAGACCUGAGAAAAGGCCAGGUGCUGUUGAAUUUCUCUAGAAACAGCCGAGCUCAACUGGCCACCAUCCAGGCUUCUCAUUCCUUUCUGAUGGUUGAGACCACUGCCUACUUUGAAGCCUACCGCUAUGUCCUGGAGGGGCUUCAGGAGCAAGAUGAGGAUGAUCUCCCUUUUCAGAGUUACAUAGUCAAAUGCAACCCAGAUGUUCUUCCACCGGCAUACUUAAUGCCGGUUGCAGUAACUUAUGAUCUGGACAGCAUCACAGCAGAAGGUCAUAUGGGCAGUGUAAAACCAUUUAACCCCCUCAACCCUAAUGCCUGGCCAACUGAAGAGCAACUGGGUCUUGAUGACAGCCAGCUCAACGCCCUUAAACUGGCCCUCACCAAGGAACUGGCCAUCAUACAGGGUCCACCAGGCACAGGGAAGACAUACGUGGGGCUAAAAAUUGCUAAGGCCCUGCUAAUGAACAGUAGAAUGUGGUCUGUUAAUUCUCCUAUGCUGGUGGUCUGUUACACCAAUCAUGCUCUAGACCAGUUUCUGGAAGGUAUCCACAGUUUCUUGGAGAAUGGCAUUGUGAGGGUUGGGGGCCGUAGCAACAGUGAGAUCCUGAAGCGUUUCUCUCUGCGGGAGCUGACCAGGUUGUCAAACUUCCGCAGAGAUCUGCCAGCACACCUUAAGAAGGCCUAUUCUGAGAUUCAUAGGGAGAUGCAGUCUACACAGACUCAUCUAAAGGCACAGGCGAAUUAUCUAGAAUGCAGUCUGCGUGGAGUCAUUAAUGAGAGCUUCCUGCAAAAGUAUAUAUCUGAUGACCACUGGGAGACUCUGAUUCUACAGCCUAAGAUGAUGGGUGGAUUCAAAAAUGUAGGAAAAAAACAAUCACUGGUCAUGGAAUGGCUUUGCCUUGGAAUGUUUCAGCAGCAAACUAGCAAUGACAAAGCAGAGGCAAAUGAUGAGGGGGAACCAGAAGAGGAAGAACAGCUGUUGGAAAUGGAUGAAGAGGCAGCUCUGAUUGAAGCUGAAAGAAUCCUGGAUGAUUCCGACCCUAAGGCCAGAGAUGGCCGUAACAGCAAGAAGGAGGAGGAUAUCCUAGCAGAACUGUCUGAGCAAAUGCUGGCCAUGAACCUAAAUGAGGCUGAGGAACAGCCUUCACAGGGACAAGGACAAGUUGAUGACGAAGGAUGGGAGAUACAGAAACACCAGAAGAAGAAGAUGAAGCAGAGGGUCAAGUAUGAAUUGAGUAAGAGUGAUGCUAUGAGUGAGGAAGAAGAGAAGCGAGUGUGGAAUGUAUGGGAGCUUAAACUAACAGACAGAUGGAGACUUUACCGCCUCUGGGUGUUGCGGUAUCAGAUUGACCUUCGUAGGAAAGCUCUCCAGGCUGAACAACUCUAUCAGGAUGCCGCAGAGCGCCUUGCUGAAAUCCGCCGCCGCGAGGAUCUGUGUGUGCUCAAACAUGCCAAAGUCAUUGGUAUGACCACUACAGGGGCAGCCAAAUACAGACAGGUCCUGCAGGAGCUCAAGCCAAGGCUGGUGAUUGUGGAGGAGGCAGCCGAAGUGUUGGAAGCCCACAUCAUUACCACACUUAGCCGAGAAUGCCAGCACCUCAUUCUGAUUGGAGAUCAUCAACAGCUGAGACCUAGCGCCACAGUGUAUGAACUAGCCAAAAAUUUCAACCUGGAGGUGUCUAUGUUCGAAAGACUUGUCAAAGUGGGAUUUCCUUUUGUGAGACUUAACUACCAGCAUCGUAUGAGACCAGAUAUUGCUCGUCUUUUGACUCCUCAUAUCUACUCAGAGCUGGAGAACCAUCCUUCUGUACUGGAGUAUGAAAACAUUAAGGGAAUUCUUACAAACAUUUUCUUCAUUGACCACAAGUUCCAUGAGGAGGGAAUAAAGGAUGGACGAAGUCAUCAGAACAUGAAUGAGGCACUUUUCGUGGUGAACCUCUGUCGAUACUUGCUGCGUCAGGAAUACCAGCCCUCUCAGAUUACCAUCCUUACCACCUACACAGGGCAGCUCUACUGUUUACGCAAGCUCAUGCCCUCAGCUGAGUUUUCAGGGGUCAAAGUUCAUGUUGUUGAUAAGUAUCAAGGUGAAGAGAAUGAUAUUGUCAUAUUGUCUUUGGUGCGCAGUAAUCAGGAGGGCAGGGUUGGGUUUUUGCAAAUACCAAACCGUGUUUGCGUAGCACUUUCUCGUGCCAAGAAGGGACUAUACUGCCUUGGGAACAUGGAUAUGUUUAGCAAGAUAAAACUGUGGAGCAAUAUUCUUCACACCUUGAGGGAGAAAGGGCAAGUAGGAGGCUUUUUGACACUAAGCUGUCAGAAUCAUCCUGAAACACGAACCAUGGUGUCAUCUUCAAUGGACUUUGCAAAAGUCCCAGAAGGUGGGUGCAACAAGCCCUGUGAGUAUCGCCUGGACUGUGGCCAUGUCUGUAUUCGCAUGUGCCACCCGUAUGAUGCUGACCACAAGAAAUACAAGUGUACCAAGGACUGCCCCAAAGUGCUGUGUGAGCUUGGGCACAAAUGUUCUAGACGGUGCCAUCAGGAGUGUGGUAAAUGUAUGGUACUUUUAGAGAAGGUUGUUCCAAAAUGCCAGCACACGCAGAAAAUGCCUUGUCAUCAGAAACCGGAAGAAUUUAUCUGCAGGGAGCCUUGUGAGAAACAGCUACGUUGUGGACACCAAUGCCAGGCAAGCUGUGGUGAGCCAUGCACUAAGUCAUGCAAAGUACCAGUUCCUGUGGAGUUAAAAUGUGGACAUACCCAGAAAGAACCCUGCAGCUCCUCGAGGGAGCUUCUAUAUCAGCCAGAGUGCAGGACCUCAUGUAAUGCAGUCCUGAAAUGCGGCCAUUCCUGCUCAGGGACUUGCCACAAAUGCCGCCAAGGUCGCCUCCACAAAGCUUGUGGACAUAAAUGCCAGCGUGUUCUUCCUUGCUCACACAAGUGCCAUGUGCCAUGCCCAAAAUUCUGCCCACCAUGUACCCUUCCUUGUCAAAAUCGUUGUGUUCACAGUGAGUGCAAGAAAAAAUGUGGAGAGCCUUGUGCCCCUUGCAUGGAACCCUGUAAGUGGCAGUGUCCACACCAGAGUUGUAGCAAACUCUGCCACGAGCCAUGUGACCGUCCACCAUGUUCAAAGAAAUGCAACAAGAUCUUGCCCUGUAAACAUCCCUGUAUAGGUCUUUGUGGAGACCCUUGCCCAGAUAAGUGCCGCAUAUGCCAUCGUGAUGACGUGAUUGAGAUCUUCUUUGGUAAUGAAGAUGAGCCAGAUGCUUGCUUCAUACAGUUGGAGGACUGCAUGCAUAUCAUUGAGUCUACUGGUAUGGACCAGUACAUGGGCAUGGAUGAGGAUGAGGGAGCUGAUCAAGAUCAACGAGCCAUCCGGCUGAAGGAGUGCCCCAGGUGUCGAACCCCGAUUCGUAGGAAUCUGCGCUAUGGUGCCCAUAUCAACCGCAGCUUGGCAGAAAUUGAGAAGGUGAAGGAACAGAUUAAUGGUCUACAGUCUGACAAUAAGAAUAAGCGAAAGGAACUCCAGUUGCUUUUGAAUAGGCAGGGCAACUUUAUGGAGCAAAUUCCUGUUGAGUACUUAAAGACCAGUGAGAAUCUCCAGAAGCCUGGCUUAUCUAUUCUAGACCUCUGGUACCAUGAGAACUUAAUAAUGUUCCUGGAGAACCUUGGGAAGCUAAUGAAGAUGCAAAAAGAUUACAGAUUUUCAGUUAUGGGUAUUGUACUCUCACAGCGCAUUGAAGAGUGCCUCAGUUUCCUGCUUGAUAAAUCUCAGAGAUUCUCUGAUCAGCAGCUGGAUGAUAUAGAACGUGAAAUGAAGAGGCUCUCCUACCUGUGUGAGCUCAACGUCCGCUGCAUUAUGGCUAGUAACAUUGUGCUGAGUGUAGAAGUCAAUGCAGAGGUGAAAAGAGCAAGACAGAUCCUGGAGGACACUGGGCCAUUCACUGAAAACGAUGAAGAUAAAGUGAAGGAGAUUUUUAAAGAGCUGGAAAAUAUGCUUCCACGCAGUGGCCUGGGUAUCACUGAUGAAGAAAGGGUGAUGAUUGUUAAAGCCAUGGCUCUCCCUCAGGGACACUGGUAUAAGUGUCCUAAUGGGCAUGUAUAUGCUAUCGGAGACUGUGGAGGUGCCAUGGUACGUAGCCAGUGUCCUGAAUGCAAAGCAACCAUUGGUGGAGCCAACCAUACUCUCACUGAGGGUAAUGAUGUAGCCAGGGAAAUGGAUGGAGCACAACAUGCUGCUUGGUCAAAUGCUGCAAAUUUGGUCAAUUUUAAUGCAAGGGAUUUUUAAAAAUAUUUGCCCAUCUUGCAAGAUAAAGAUGUAAAUAUAUAAAUUAAUAAAUAAGGCUGUCAUUAAGUAUGUGCAUAGAAAAGUAUGUGCAAGUUGUAUUUACAGCACAUAAUGUGUGAAGAAGAAUACAAUUAUAUGAAACUGAACAGAAUUGCUUUUUUUUUAAUCUAUGUAUUGUAAUGCUGUAUCUGGGUUGAAAGACAUUAUUAAAAUUCCCUAUUCUCUACAAUGUAAGAACAAUACACAUAUUUAUCAAUGUAGUGCACCUUUUUAGUUACAUUUAAGUUUUAGAAACACAUUAAAUAUCUUAUUGCUUGUUGUACAGAAAAAAAACAAAA